AUGUACACGUCUUUUCGCUCAUGGUUAAACAUGAGAUACUAUUUAGAGGCAGCGUCUGUUUUGCAGCUCGCUAUCGGCUUCAGCCUAUCUGCAGCAGCGCACGCAGAACCCGGCGGGGACCCAAUCUCGAACAUUGUAGACUUGGGGUAUUCUAAAUACCAGGGGACUGUUCUGCCGUUUGCAGUGACUCAGUUUCUCGGGAUACGAUAUGCGGCACCUCCGCUGGGAGAGCUGAGAUGGAGGGCUCCACAAGAUCCAGUCCCAGUCGCAGAGAUCCAAAGCGCAGAUCAAGUAAGCUGGCAUUCAUGCAUCUUGGGAGUUUUACUCACACCACAGAAGUUUCCGCCUAUUUGUAUCGGCCUGGGGGAGUCAGAGAAUCUAAACAAGACGGAAGACUGUCUUUUCGUCAACGUCUUUGCUCCGUCGAAUGCGACAACAAAGUCCAAACUCCCCGUCUGGGUUUAUAUCCAGGGCGGAGGCUUUGUGACCAACGCGAAUGCGAACUAUAACGCGACCAAGCUGGUGCUCGAGUCCCAGCACAGUAUUGUUUUGGUGAACUUCAACUAUCGUGUUGGACCCCUUGGGUUCCUCGCCAGUGAGCAAGUCCGGCAUAAUGGAGACUUGAACGUCGGCUUGCUCGACCAGCGCAAACUGCUUCGCUGGGUACAAAAGUACAUCCAUCUGUUCGGAGGAGAUCCAAGUCAUGUGGUGAUCCACGGUGCCUCUGCUGGGGCAGUCUCAGUAACCCACCAUCUCACGGCUUACGGCGGUCGCGACGAGGGACUGUUUGUGGGGGCAGUUGCGGAGUCGAUUGCAUGGACCCCUUCGUUGACGGUGGCCGAGUCAGAAAUUAACUUCGAAUCAUUCGCUGCUCAGCUCAACUGCUCGCGGUCAGACCCUGUGGCUUGUCUGCGAUCGCUUGAUGCAACCACAAUCCAAACCUUGGGCGGGGCUCCAGACGACUACCUCAUGUCGCUGCAGGCCAAACUACUAUUCCAGCCGGCCAUUGACGGCGAGAUCUUUCCAGACGCUCAUUAUACCAAUUUCUACCGAGGGAACUUCCUCGAUGUGCCGCUGAUCGUCGGCUACGACACCAACGAAGGCAGUCUGUUCGCUCCCAAUGCGUCCACACCCGAUGAGGUCGCAACCUUUGUGAAGGGCUGGUACGUCAAACUAAGCGAGGUCCAAGUCCAGCAGGUCGUCGACACCUAUCCGCCUAUAGAAUCAGUCCCCGGGCGUGCGGAGUACUUUUCAUCCGCCUCGAAGAUUUUCGCCGAGGGCAUAUUCCACUGUCCCACCACGUGGAUCUCUGAUAUGGCGGCGAUUUACUCUCGGAAGAAAGUCUGGGACUACCGCUACAACGUUCUUGAUGGCAUUGCCAUUGCAGCGGGACUUGGGGUUCCACAUACAUUCGAGACAGAGGCGAUCUUCGGGACUGGACAGGCAGAGAGCAUUAGGCCUGGCUUUGCAGGUGCUGGGGCCUCAUACAGCACGUACAACGCCGCAAUUGUCCCGGUAAUCCAAAACUAUCUCAUUAGUUUUGUGAAAACGCUCGAUCCAAACACUUACCGGGCAGCAGGCUCGCCAGUCUGGAAACCAUUUCAUAAACGCAGCGAUGUCCGCAUCAAAAUCCAAACAAACCGGACGGCAAUGGAAGCAAUUCCGAGGGAUCUGCGAGAAAGAUGUAAACUUUGGUAUAGUUUCGAGGACGGCAUAAGCUCCGGUGAAGAAUCAGGGUCAGGUGGAUAA
Messenger RNA from Aspergillus calidoustus, 1749 nucleotides. The record is from the annotation of a GenBank genome assembly. Lineage: Eukaryota; Fungi; Ascomycota; Eurotiomycetes; Eurotiales; Aspergillaceae.